Messenger RNA from Phyllopteryx taeniolatus (common seadragon), 2959 nucleotides. RefSeq names its product small membrane A-kinase anchor protein-like. NCBI's taxonomy places the organism in Eukaryota, Metazoa, Chordata, Actinopteri, Syngnathiformes, Syngnathidae. The record is from RefSeq and is a predicted model, not a curated record. The coding region runs from base 371 to 607 and encodes 78 amino acids. Gene Ontology annotation, molecular function: protein kinase A regulatory subunit binding. The transcript has 2 exons.
UCGUGAUCUCUCGCUCACUGGGCUGAGAUCAGUCAGGAUGAUGAUGAUCGAGGAGCGGCGCCACCGCAGUUGCUUCUUCUUGUCAGUCUGCUGCCUGCGUGCUUCCCACGCCGGCGACCAGGAGCCCCCGCGGUGGUCGCGGUUGAGGAUUUAGCGAGUCCACUUGAACGUCCCCGGCCACGGAGAAGACCAGGAUGACGUCACACGCCUUUCCAAAGACCAGCUCUCGCCACGACCAGAGGAUCCGGCCCAUCUACUCCUGGGAUGGGAGCCUCUAAACUCGGCUCCUCGGUAGUGUAACACCUCCACAUGUGGACUCUCGCCCCAGCAGUCGUCCCUACCAGUCCGUCCAUGCUACAUCCUCCGGACUAUGGGUUGCAUCAAAUCCAAGAGGAGCGCGACCAGCGCCGACAGUGAAGCUGCGAGGGCGCGCAGCGAGAAGACCUACUUGGUCCACUCGGAGGACGGUUCUCCUCGGGCCGACACGGCGCUGUUGGAGUACGCCCAGAAACUCUCCGAGGAGAUCAUGGCCCGGGCCGUGCAGCAGUGGGCGGAGGUGGACCGGCGCUACGGCGACAUCCCGUACAUCGAGUGCGACGUGCCGUGAGGAUGAGGAAAAGUUUCACAGACGAUGAUAUCUCGUACUCUAUCAAUUUUACGGCAGCACGCCGGACUAACGGUUAGCAUGCCAGCCUCACAGUUCUGAGGUUGCGCGUUCGAAUCUCAACUGUGUGGGUUUUCUUCGGUGUUCCAUCUUUUUCCCACAUCCCCAAAACAAUCAUUGAAGACUAAAUUGUCCAUGGGUCUAAAUGUGGGUGUGAAUGGUUGUUUUUGUAUAUGUGCCUUGCGAUUGGGUAGUGACUUGUCAAGGUGGUAGCCCACUUCUCUCGUCAAAACUCAUCUUAAGUAACAGAAGACUCUAAAUUGUCCAUAGGCGUGAAUAUAAAUGGCUGUCAUAUUGUCUCCUGCGAUUGGCUGGCGCCCAGUCCAGGGUGUACCCCACUUCUCUCGCCAAAGUCAGCUGGGAAAGGUUCCAGCCCACCCAGGACUCUAAUGAGGACAAGCCCUAUGGAAAAUAGAUGAAUGGACAUACAGGAGUUUGUCAAUGACAGUUGGCCCCGCUGCCGUUCAAAUGGUAGUCCCGUCUGGUCCAUUUCGUUUUUUAUUACUUAGCACUAGUUUAGUUUGUGCAGGGCUGGCGCACGGCUUAACCCUGUUGCGGGUCAAACUGACCUGUUAAACAUCUCCCUCAGUGGUUCCCUCGAGUGUCGUUAAGUCGCAACCCACUUUUUUAGGCGUUCACAAGAAUAAUAAAAUAUGUAUUGUUCAAAAAUAACCUAUGAAAACAAUUGUUUAUUUGCUUUGUUUUUGAAACACAAUCGUUCCACGUUCAAAGUGCCUUUUAGAGCACCUUAUUAGGAAACUGAAGAUUAAUUAACAUUCCAUGACAACAGCAUGUACUCAAAUGAAUUGAGGAAAAUUGAACAUCAAACUUGCACAAAAUACAGACAUAGAAUUUCACUCGAAAAAUCACUGCGAUGAUUUCUUCUCUUUAUUUCUUUGUAGUUAUUUUCCAAAGAAAAGGCAAGUCCGACCUGGGAUGUACGUUAAAUAUUUCACUGUACAGUAUUCGGUUUACGAUGGAGUUCUCCUCCUACAAAUUUGUACCUAGGUCGGAACGUGUUAAAUAUAUCACUAACCUGAAUUAAAGCAGUAUUAAAGUCACAAUUACAAUAAAUACAGAAAAAUCAUGAAUAUAAAACAAAUUAAAAACAGUCAGUCGUAUGUCGGUUCUGUCAUGAACCAAGGCCCCUGUAAUUUUUUUUUUUACUACCUGUCCUGUCCACAACUCACCUACAGGUGUAAUGAAUCCGUGAGCCACUUUUGGUUCCCGACCCACCAGUUGAGAAUCACUGCUCUAGAUAAUACAUUUUGCUUUCUUGUUUUUAUUAUGUAUUUUUCACUAUUAUUUUUCAGUUUGCAAACACCCAUAAAUGUUAUAUUUGGUUUCUUUUUAUUCAUUUUUCAGUGGUUGUACAUGCAGCGGGUUACAUUGACCAAUGAACAUUUUUGACAUACCGAAGAAGCAUAAGAGGAGGGAUAAGAAACAAUUUGCGUCACGACAAUGGCCGUGUCCAUCCACGGUCAAGUCUUCCUUCGCCCUCUGUGAACCAGGAUGUAGGCUGCUACACGAAGGCAUGUGAAGGUUUCCGUGUGAGAUGCAAGCCGUUCGGUUUCUGACCUACUUUCAGGAUUGGAUUACAGCUGGACUGAUUCUCGAAACAGACCUCUGAAGCGAAUCCCGCCCAUAUUUUUGGAUUAUGCGCAUCAAAGCCAGAGGGUCAACGUCCUAAUUUGUCCUCCUUAACGCUCAAAGUUUGCUCUUUGUGGCUCAAGAUGGCCUUCAUCUGAUGUUUUUUUGUUUGUUUGUUUUUUCUUCAACUCUGCUAUGUUGAUUCUCCCGCUCGCCUUAAUGACCACGCUCAAGGCUCCGUAUCGUUCACGCAACCAUUAAAGUAGACAUAAUGAAAAAUGGACUUCUCAUUUGCUUGGAUACAAUUCGUUGGGUCUCUGGAAAGCCUGCCUGCCAGAUUGUCACUAAACAGUAGUGCUAAUUUACCUAAUACUGCCACCAGAUAGUUUCUCCACCCAUAGCGUGGCAGCUAGGCUGGGUCUUCAUCCGCCAUUUCCAAGCGAUGGCCGAACUACAUAGAAACAAACAUGAUUAUGUCAAUGGCAAACGCAGACUGCGUUAUCAGAGUUAGCUUCUGAUAAUGGCCCAUACUUGAAUGUUCGGUGUGGGGGAUGGGGUUAUUUGCCGCUAGUGAUGUGUCCGCUGCAUGCACCACAUGCACAGAUCUGAUCCCAUGAAGUGUAAUUUGGCGGCUUGGUGAUGAAGUGCUCGUGGUGUCUUCAUGAAAAUAAAUGAUAAAUAAAUAAAACUGAAAUUUUCACACUG